This is a messenger RNA of Biomphalaria glabrata, 2204 nucleotides long. RefSeq names its product G-protein coupled receptor 54-like. The record is from RefSeq and is a predicted model, not a curated record. Bases 400 to 1767 code for a protein of 455 amino acids. Lineage: Eukaryota; Metazoa; Mollusca; Gastropoda; Planorbidae. Gene Ontology annotation, molecular function: neuropeptide Y receptor activity. The transcript is spliced from 9 exons. Gene Ontology annotation, cellular component: membrane. Gene Ontology annotation, biological process: neuropeptide signaling pathway.
CACAAAUGUAAAACCCUGUCUCCGUCACAGUAAUAGCUUUUCGAAUUUUAUAUCAAAUUUAAAAGUACUUUUCGCUCAGCGAACAUCGUACUUUCUCAUCAAAAAUUAAUUUCUGAAGUCAUUCCAAUGUGUCUUUUACUUAAUUCCCCUAAAACUAUUUCGUUGUUUUUUAUUUAUUUUCAUUUCGAAAAUCUAAUUUAAAUAUAUAGUGAACCUGAAGUGGUAGUUUAAAAAACAGGUCAUUGAUUGCUUGCAUAAUUCUUGCCCUAAACAUCACUCGUGGUGCUUUCUACUGCUGGAUAUAGUGAUCACAGUCGAGUGACUUGAACGAAUGGAAGUGAUACGGAUCAACUUGCUUUGAUUUUAUCUGACCAGAUCCCAAGCUAAAUUAUCUAUAUCAUGACCACUCAGGAGGCAACAACUGCGGCGACCCAACCGCUAUGGAAUACGACGGUGGCCACAUACGACAUCGGCAACACCACCGAAGAUUACGAGUACACAGAUGAGAUGGGUAGCUCCAUCUCCUUGGAUGAAGGGCUGCCGACCCUGCUGACCUACUCGCUGACCUUAGCUGUGGGCCUGAUAGGCAACAGCCUGGUCAUCUUCUCCAUCGCCUACUAUAGGAGGAUGAGAACCACGACCAAUGUGUUCCUUUUCUCCUUGGCAACUGCUGACCUUCUGCUCGUCCUGGUCUGUGUGCCAAUCAAGGCUGCCACGUUUCUCUCCAACACCUGGAUGUACGGAGAGCACCUGUGCAAGAUCGUCCACUACGUCCAGAACGUGAGCAUGGUUUGUUCGGUGCUCACGCUGACCAGCAUCUCGCUGGAGAGGGUGAUUGCAGUGGCGUCUCCACUCAAGGCGAGAACCAUCUGCACAAUGCGUCAUGCCAAAAUCGUCGUCCUCAUCGUGUGGAUCCUGUCUUUUCUCCUGGCAGUGCCCACUGUCUUAGCUACGAAUCACAAACGAGUGGGUCUAAACGUGACCGCCUUCUGGUGCCUCAAGGAAUUCCAGGAGCAGACGCAUCAUAUGGCGUACGAGCUGUACAUGCUGGUGCUCCUCUUCGUCCUCCCCAUCGUUGUCAUGGUGACAACCUACGUCAUCAUCUGUCUGAAGGUUUGGGAGUUCACGGGCAUGCGCACGGAUAUGCGGCACGGAAGAGUAAUUACCCCUGUUACUAAGGAACGCGUACAAACGAACAUAGGCGACGUGGAGAGCUCCCUGCUUAGUACGUCAUACACGGUCGGAGCUAGAGAGUCGGUCAGGACGGAUCGAAAGAAAGAUACAGUGGAGGAUAAUAAAAUGACCAAACAGCUGAUUGUCAUGCUGGUGACAGUCGUGGUGCUUUUUACCGUCUGCUGGGGUCCCAUUGUCAUCAACAACAUCCUGGUAGCGUUUGGCCUCAUCGAGAAGCUGAACUACGGCCACCUGAAGCCAAUGAGAACUGCGUUUCAUCUCUUGUCCUAUAUUAACAGUUGCGUGAAUCCAAUAGUCUAUGCUUUCAUGUCCAAGAAUUUCCGACAAUCCUUCAAGUUUGCUAUUUGCGCAUGCCUGAAAGGGAAAGCGUUUGUGAGAGCCUACAGAUUUAGCAUGUCCAUCGGAAGCACUAGAACAUCUGUUGUUUCGAAUGGAGUUCAUCGCCCUGGCUCAGUGGCCAACAGGGACAAAAGCAGUAGUAGCGGAAACGACAACACGCAGACGCAUAUUGCUGCAGACGACGAGUUAGUGGAGCUAAGGGCGUUAACUCACAUCACAAAUCCUGCAGUAUAGCCGCCAUGCUUUUCUGAACGAUAAAAAUGGUUUGAAGACGUCAACAACAACAACAAAAAAAAAAGCAAAACAUAAAACGCCUUAAUUAAAUGUCCAGCGAAUCAGCGGAUAGAUCUACCUUGCUCGGCAAAAACAGGUUCAGUCUUGUGGCACUAAGAUGCAAUCGUCUGCUGAAGGCGUUUGAUAGACAUUCGAUGUCUCCCGUAUAUCACGUGUCAGACGUAGAUUGAAACACGAGAUACAUUGAACUAUGGGCCGGUAAUACUUAAUGACUUAUAUCAUGAACAAUGACAACUAUAUGACAUGCUGUAUAGAACAAACCAUUUCUUUUUGUACGCCUAGCUUUAUUUUCGUAACUCUUUCAUUGCCAAACGAUAGUUUUUAUGAAACAGGAUUGAGUUCAUUGUCUGUAUUAUUAUUGUCAUUAUUAUUAUUAU